Messenger RNA from Nannospalax galili (Upper Galilee mountains blind mole rat), 1158 nucleotides. It is a transcript of the gene Myl6b, whose product is annotated as myosin light chain 6B. The transcript has 7 exons. The record is from RefSeq and is a predicted model, not a curated record. The coding region runs from base 335 to 958 and encodes 207 amino acids. Gene Ontology annotation, cellular component: myosin II complex. Gene Ontology annotation, molecular function: structural constituent of muscle; calcium ion binding. Lineage: Eukaryota; Metazoa; Chordata; Mammalia; Rodentia; Spalacidae.
GGAGCUCGUCCAACAGGCUAAGGGCUACGCAGAGGCCACAAGGCUUUAGGGUCUGGGUGGGGACGGCUCACUCCCUUUCUGUUCCGGGACAGGUGCACAGCGCAGAGCUGUCACUGUCACUGCGGGCCGGAAGCCCCGCCACCGCUCACCUCUGGAGAAAGGUUUAUUGUGAGCCAGCGUGAACGCAGGGACUACGACUCCCGGCAUCCUCCGCGGCUUCCACUGUUAACCCUUCAGGGCCUGGAGCUGCCCGGUGUCCCGCCCCCGCCCCUUCCUCGGACUGGCAGGAGAUGGGUGCCCCCAUCGGCACACUGUCCUUUGGCCACUCAACAUCAUGCCUCCCAAGAAAGAUGUUCCUGUGAAGAAACCAGCUGGGCCCACCAUCUCUAAGCCUGCUGCUAAGCCUGCAGUAGGGGCCCCUCCAGCCAAGGCCAAGGCCGAGCCAGCUGUCCCCCAGACCCCUGCAAAAACCCAGGAGCCCCCUGUUGAUCUCUCCAAAGUUGUGAUCGAGUUUAACAAGGACCAGCUGGAGGAAUUCAAAGAGGCCUUUGAGCUGUUUGAUCGAGUCGGUGAUGGCAAGAUCCUGUAUAGCCAGUGCGGCGAUGUGAUGAGGGCCCUGGGCCAGAACCCUACCAAUGCUGAGGUGCUCAAGGUCCUGGGAAACCCCAAGAGUGAUGAGCUGAAGACCCGCCGUGUAGACUUUGAGACCUUCCUGCCCAUGCUCCAGGCAGUGGCCAAGAACCGGGACCGAGGCACUUAUGAGGACUAUCUGGAGGGGCUUCGAGUAUUUGACAAAGAAGGGAAUGGCAAAGUCAUGGGCGCAGAGCUGAGACAUGUUCUCACCACCCUGGGAGAGAAGAUGACUGAGGAAGAGGUGGAGACUGUUCUGGCAGGACAUGAGGACAGCAACGGCUGCAUCAACUAUGAAGCCUUCCUGAAGCACAUCCUAAGCCUCUGAGCAGCAAGGCAGGUCUUCCAGCAAAGGCUCGGGCUGCCGGGAGAGCGGGAAGCCUUCCCGGCCAGCGGCGCCCGAUGGGUGCGCCAGCUCCCUUUCCCCCGCACUGCUGCGGUUCGCGUCCACCUCCCAGCGCUGGAAGCUUUUCCUGCCACUAGGCGGCCACUUAGUGUUCGGAAAUAAAGAUGCGGUUCCCGUCUUGG